Talaromyces marneffei is the source of this 615-nucleotide messenger RNA. RefSeq lists its product as uncharacterized. The transcript has a single exon. The record is from RefSeq and is a predicted model, not a curated record. The coding region runs from base 1 to 615 and encodes 204 amino acids. NCBI's taxonomy places the organism in Eukaryota, Fungi, Ascomycota, Eurotiomycetes, Eurotiales, Trichocomaceae.
AUGCCCAGCGAAACAACCACUUCCCCCGACACCGUCGAGUCCGAAAUCUACAACCACCUCCUCUCAGAAUCAUCCACAACCCUCGACGACCUUCAUGCAAACCUCCUCAUCUCCCUCCAACGAGCCGGCUGGGCCGAGCGCGUCCAAUCCUUAUCCCUAGAACUUCUGCGCGCAGGUCGCUGUACACAUUUCGAUGAUAUGGUUGAUGUUGUCGUUACGCUUGCUGCGGGCCAGACACACCCCGUUGUACCGGAGGCCAAUAACAACAAUACUACAAAUGGUCAUGAUAAAGGCAGUGUUACGAAUGGUGCUAGUAAUGCGGCGAAUUCGGAGUCGUUUUUUAGAGAUAUCGAUGUGCGAAUACCAAAGGAAAUUGUGGAACAGGGUGUUAGAUCACUGAAGGAUUCGUUAAGAUCGUUUGCUACGAUUGAGGAUGAUGAUGACGGACCGGAAGCCGACGAGAAGGAGUUUACGAACGGCAAGGCUACGAAAUCCGAGAAGAAGAAUAAAUCAAGCGGCAACAAAGACUCUUCGAGCAAUGGUAACCCAAGCCCUAUGAAGAACUCGGCUGGAGGCAAGGAUAAGAAAUCGAAAUCUGGGAAAGAUGCCAAAUAA